Messenger RNA from Manis javanica (Malayan pangolin), 3309 nucleotides. RefSeq names its product septin 5 (gene SEPTIN5). Gene Ontology annotation, molecular function: GTP binding. Lineage: Eukaryota; Metazoa; Chordata; Mammalia; Pholidota; Manidae. The record is from RefSeq and is a predicted model, not a curated record.
AGGCUCACACACAGGGUGGAUGCUGGGUGGAACCCAAAGUUCCUGUCUGCCGUGUAGCAAGCAGGCCAUUAGUGGCCCAGAAGGGGGCCACUCUCCCAGCAGGGAUGCGCCCUACACUGGGAUAGGUGAGACUGAUGGGGAGGAGCCCAUCAACUUCACCUGAGCAGGGAGGGCUCCUACGGGAGGCCGGACCAGAGCUGCCUCCCGGUCCACCGAGGCUGGUCAGACAAUGCCUGAGCUUCAGGGACACGCGCUGCCAGGCUAUUGUUUGAGGGAAAGAGGGAGCACAGGCUAGGAGAGCAGCCCCACAGCUUCUCAGGGGCCUGCAGGCACCUGGAGUCACUGGGCCAGGCAGCUGGCUGCCCAGUACCACCCAGGGAACCCUCCAGGGGUGUGAGCCCCUUCAGGCCUGUGCCUGCCCAUCUUUCCAGGUUAGCUUGGAGCCAGCCUCACCCUCCCCUGCCCCUAGGACCAGAGGGACAGGGCAUUGUACAGCAGAGGGGAGAACCCUGGGUGCAGGGCCAGGAAGCCAGGUGUUUGGGGUGGGCUCCCCAUGGGUCUGGGGGACCGGAAGCUGGGUGUGCACACAUGGUGGCUUUAUCUGCACAUGGUGGCUGCGCUGCUCCCAUUGUUGGUGUCACUGAGCUUCAGCCUGUCGGCCCUGGACGAAAGGGGGUGGGAGAGCUCUGGUGGCCCUCUGCGCCCUCCUUUUGUGACCCUCUUCCUGGCUGAGGGGGUGAGGGGGGCUCUCUUGACUCUGGAGGCUGCUUCCCGAGCUGACUCUGGUGAUUCUAAGAACGGACGUGCCUCGAGAGUCUCAGGCGCUGGGAGGAGGCGGGCACAGCUGUGUCUGGGGCUCGGAAAGCCCUGAGGAGUAUUUGUUUUGCUGCAGGAGCCAGGGAAAGGGGGUGGCAGGGCCCCUUUCUUGGGGCUCCCCCAGGGAAUACACAGGCCCUGUCUGGUGGAGGCUGGUGAUAGGGCAGGCAGAUUGGGGGCUGGGAGGGAGACUUGCCCUCCUGACCUGGGCCUCCCUAGAGGCUGUGCCUUAACCAAUGAGGAGACCGAGGCCAUCUGUGGGCCGCAGGCUCGUUCAGACACCGGGCUGUGGAAUGCCGAGGCUCCUCAGCCCGAGACCCAGGUCUGGGUCCAUCUGUCUUCCUGGAGGUGUCCUGGGCCUGAGAUGCCAGCCUGUCUGCGCGGCAGCUGGGCUGAGGGGCUGUACCUACAGUGGACCCACUGGUGGAGUUUGGGCUGGACUCAGCAGAGGCCUCCUGCAGGAUAUCGACAAGCAAUAUGUGGGCUUCGCCACACUGCCCAACCAGGUGCACCGAAAGUCCGUGAAGAAGGGCUUUGAUUUCACGCUCAUGGUAGCUGGUGAGUCGGGCCUGGGGAAGUCCACACUGGUCCACAGCCUCUUCCUGACCGACUUGUACAAGGACCGGAAGCUGCUUAGUGCUGAGGAGCGCAUCAGCCAGACCGUAGAGAUCCUGAAGCACACUGUGGACAUCGAGGAGAAGGGGGUCAAGCUGAAGCUCACCAUUGUGGACACGCCCGGCUUUGGGGAUGCUGUCAACAACUCUCAGUGCUGGAAGCCCAUCACCGACUAUGUGGACCAGCAGUUUGAGCAGUACUUUCGGGAUGAGAGUGGCCUCAACCGCAAGAACAUCCAAGACAACAGGGUGCACUGCUGCCUGUACUUCAUCUCCCCCUUCGGGCACGGGCUGCGGCCCGUGGACGUGGGCUUCAUGAAGGCUCUGCACGAGAAGGUGAACAUUGUUCCCCUCAUUGCCAAAGCGGACUGUCUCGUCCCCAGCGAGAUCCGGAAGCUGAAGGAGCGGAUUCGGGAGGAGAUUGACAAGUUUGGGAUCCACGUGUACCAGUUUCCUGAGUGUGACUCAGACGAGGACGAGGACUUCAAGCAGCAGGAUCGGGAACUGAAGGAGAGCGCACCCUUCGCUGUUAUCGGCAGCAACACGGUGGUGGAGGCCAAGGGGCAGCGGGUCCGGGGGCGACUGUACCCCUGGGGGAUCGUGGAGGUGGAGAACCAGGCGCACUGCGACUUUGUGAAGCUGCGCAACAUGCUUAUCCGAACGCACAUGCACGACCUCAAGGAUGUGACGUGCGACGUGCACUACGAGAACUACCGCGCACAUUGCAUCCAGCAGAUGACCAGCAAACUGACACAGGACAGCCGUAUGGAGAGCCCCAUCCCCAUCCUGCCACUGCCCACCCCGGACGCUGAGACGGAGAAGCUCAUCAGGAUGAAGGACGAGGAGCUAAGGCGCAUGCAGGAGAUGUUGCAGAAGAUGAAGCAGCAGAUGCAGGACCAGUGACUCCGCCCCAGCUCCAUGUUGCCAUGGAUACACUGCCAGUUUGCAGGCUGGCCCUUCCCACCCCUGGACCCUAACUGGCCUGGACUCAACCCUGGAUUCAUCUGGAUCCCCUACAGGCCUGGACAGAGCCCCAAUCCCAGAAUGGUCCAGACCCAGACUGUUCCUGACCUGACCUGGAAACGCAGGGUCACAGCCCCCAGCCAACCCUAAUUUAUUCUCAGCACCAAUUCCUCCCUCAUUUGUACCUGCUUCCUGGGGGCCUGACAACAGCACGCACAGCUGGGCCCUCUGGCCUUGGGGGGCAGUGGCUGGGCUGGGUGUGACUUCUGAGAUCUACCCCUACCCCAGAAGUUCACAUGCUUAGACUCCAGUCCCUACUCGGGGAGGGUGGGUGCACCAAGGCAGAGGAGAGGAGCAACCCCCCAGGACCCCGGGCUUAGACCCCACCCCAGUGCUGCUGAGCAGGCCUGGCAGCCCUCAUGUGCCUGCCUCCACGGGCCGCCCAGCAUAUGCGGGGACCUUACUUUGUGGGAGGUAGGCCCAGCCCUUCCUUACCUCCUCACCCCUCCACCCUGUCACCACUGCGUAGCUCAGCAGGCUGGGUGGGCAGCCGAAGCACUUUGGGGCCCUCUAGACCUAAGGAGGCCGGCUGGCUGUGGGCAGUGAGGACCUCUAAAGCCGGGAGGCCUGUGACUGCCCAUGCUCCUCCCCCAUGGCGAUGGCCUGGCCUGAGGGCUCCAGGACAGCGGGCAGUAGGCAACUUGGCAAACUCUUACCCAUAGACUGCCACUCCCUGCCUGUCUCUGGAGGUCCCUGUGUCCCUCCCCCAGGCAGGACGGUCGCCCUGGGUUCCCUAGCCCUUGGCCCCAUCUCUCCACCCGCAUGAUCCCUUUCCCCAAACCCCAUUCUCCAGUUUUGUUCAGUUGUGAAUGCCGCCUCCUGUCCCGGUGACAGGAGAACAGUGUUGGUGAACGUC